Molecule: messenger RNA, 1533 nt
Organism: Heterostelium album PN500
Lineage: Eukaryota; Evosea; Eumycetozoa; Acytosteliales; Acytosteliaceae
Exons: 2
Coding region: 1-1533 (510 amino acids)
Biological process (GO): regulation of transcription by RNA polymerase II
Cellular component (GO): mediator complex
Molecular function (GO): transcription coactivator activity
Source: RefSeq, a predicted model, not a curated record
AUGUCUUCUAAAUUGAUAAAUAGUAAUAACAAUAGUAAUAUGAUUAAUAUUUAUAAUAAUAAUAAUCAUCAUGAUAAUCAAGAUAGUUUUGAAUUGAAUAGUAGUCAAAGAGAGAGAAUCGAAACACUUUUUCUUUAUCAAAAGUUUGAUAAUGUAAUAGUUGAAUGUUUAAAGAUACUAUUAGCAAAUCAAACAUCUUUAAAUAAUAAUAAUAAUAAUAAUAAUAAUAAUAAUAAUAAUAGUAAUAUAGAUAGUAAUAGUAAUGAUAAUAAUGAAUCAUCGGAAGAAGAGAAUAAGAAUGUAAAUCAAUUAUUAUCUGACAUUAGUUUAGUUAAACAUAAAUGUCAUGUCAAUGAUAGAUUUCAAUUUCAAAGCCAAUGCCGAUGCCAAUGGCCAAUGGAACUACUGAUCCAAUCACUCUAUGAAGUCGGUAAAUCGUCGGAUGCUCUAAAACUAGUCAAUAAAUACUAUGAGAAUGGUUUAUUAUAUUCACCUUUCAGUGUAUUAAUAUUAUGUAUUCAUUUACUAGUUUAUAUGAAGAGUUAUCAUGAAGCGAAGCAGUUAAUAUUGAAUUACUUGGAUAUUAGCAGCAGCAGCAGUAGUGGUAGUAGUGGUAGUAGUGGUAGUAGCAGUAGUGAAAGUGUAGAUAAAGAUCCUUCACAAAAACAAAUGGAACAUGACCAAUUGGUGGAACUGUUAAUCUUUCACAUCAUGUUUAGAAUACCAUCGAUAGACGAAGCUAGAUCGUUCCUAAAGAAUAACAGUCAUCUCUCUGAUUGGAAGAGAGAUGGAUUCAUCAAGUCACUCGAGGAAAUGAUACAAAUCAAAGAGAUAGAAGAGAAGAACAAUCGUGAUCAACUAUUAUUAAAACAGCAACAACAGCAACAGAAAGAUCAGCAACAACAACAACAUCAGCAACAACAACAACAACAAGAGAAUAAUAUUAGUAGUAAUAGUGAUGGUUAUGAUAUAACAUCCUCAACCAACCAAAUCAAUUAUAAUAAUAAUCAAACAAAUAGCAGCAGCAAUUCAAGUUUUAUAAAGAGGAUAAUAUUACUGUUGCGACAAUUCAGUGUAAAAAGAAUGGUUUUGACGCUGAAGAAAUAUAUCGUAUCGAUUGGUAAUAUUGUGAAAUCAAGUAGUUUCCUCGCAUGGAUAAAGUCACAUAUACCUCUGAUCGUUUGGAGCACCGUAAUAUUAUUGAGCAUACGACAUCUUUUAGCUCAAAGAAGAAUUGCUAAUAAUAAUAACAUAAAUAAUAUAUCAUCACAUCAACAUCAUCAACAACAACAACCAUUUUCAAAUCAUCAUCAUCAUCAUCAUAAUCAACAACAGCAAAGAAGGAUAACAUCAAAUAUAAAUGCAAAUAAUAAUAAUACAACAAUUUCAAAUCAAAGAAAAAGAUUAGGAUCAAAUAAUAAUAAUAAUAAUAAUUAUAACAACAAUAUUAAUAACAAUAAUAACAACAAUAAUGGUUUAUUGAAAUCAAUGAGCGAUUUGCUUAAUAACGCAUUCAGCUUUAGAUUUAGAUAA